Messenger RNA from Sorex araneus (European shrew), 4127 nucleotides. RefSeq names its product RNA polymerase III subunit B (gene POLR3B). Gene Ontology annotation, cellular component: RNA polymerase III complex. Gene Ontology annotation, biological process: DNA-templated transcription. NCBI's taxonomy places the organism in Eukaryota, Metazoa, Chordata, Mammalia, Eulipotyphla, Soricidae. Gene Ontology annotation, molecular function: ribonucleoside binding; DNA-directed RNA polymerase activity; DNA binding. The record is from RefSeq and is a predicted model, not a curated record. The coding region runs from base 64 to 3465 and encodes 1133 amino acids. The transcript is spliced from 28 exons.
UGGGGGGGGCGCGUGUGUGCGGGGGCAACGCUUGGAUUUUGUGUUUCCGUCGCGGUGAGCAGCAUGGACGUGCUUGCAGAGGAGUUUGGAAACCUCACUCCGGAGCAGCUGGCCGCGCCCAUCCCGACCGUAGAGGAGAAAUGGAGGCUGCUCCCAGCAUUUUUAAAGGUGAAAGGCCUUGUGAAACAACAUAUAGACUCAUUUAACUAUUUCAUUAAUGUAGAGAUAAAGAAGAUUAUGAAAGCCAAUGAGAAAGUUACAAGUGAUGCUGACCCCAUGUGGUACUUAAAGUAUCUUAAUAUUUAUGUUGGGCUUCCUGAUGUGGAAGAAAGCUUCAAUGUAACUAGACCAGUGUCCCCUCACGAGUGCCGACUGCGGGACAUGACCUACUCCGCGCCCAUCACAGUGGACAUCGAGUACACCCGCGGCAGCCAGAGGAUCAUCCGCAAUGCCCUACCCAUUGGCAGGAUGCCCAUCAUGCUGCGUAGCUCAAACUGUGUCCUCACAGGAAAAACACCAGCCGAGUUUGCCAAGCUGAAUGAGUGCCCGUUAGACCCUGGCGGCUACUUCAUCGUGAAGGGCGUGGAGAAAGUCAUCCUCAUCCAGGAGCAGCUGUCUAAGAACAGGAUCAUCGUGGAGGCCGACCGCAAAGGGGCGGUCGGGGCCUCAGUGACCAGCUCGACUCAUGAGAAGAAGAGCAGAACCAAUAUGGCUGUGAAACAGGGACGGCUUUACUUGAGGCAUAACACAUUGUCCGAAGACAUACCCAUAGUGAUCAUAUUUAAGGCCAUGGGUGUUGAGAGUGACCAGGAAAUUGUGCAGAUGAUUGGAACGGAGGAGCACGUGAUGGCUGCCUUUGGGCCCAGCCUGGAGGAGUGCCAGAAAGCUCAGAUUUUCACACAGAUGCAGGCACUAAAAUAUAUCGGGAACAAAGUCAGAAGGCAAAGGAUGUGGGGAGGCGGACCGAAGAAAACCAAAAUAGAGGAAGCAAGAGAGCUCCUGGCUUCUACCAUCUUGACUCAUGUGCCGGUCAAAGAAUUCAAUUUCCGAGCCAAGUGUAUCUAUACUGCAGUUAUGGUGCGAAGAGUAAUUCUGGCCCAAGGAGAUAAUAAAGUUGACGACAGAGACUAUUACGGGAACAAGAGAUUGGAAUUGGCUGGACAGCUUUUAUCUCUUUUGUUUGAAGAUUUGUUCAAAAAGUUUAAUUCUGAAAUGAAAAAGAUUGCAGACCAGGUGAUCCCGAAACAAAGAGCAGCCCAGUUUGACGUGGUCAAGCACAUGCGCCAGGACCAGAUCACCAACGGCAUGGUGAACGCCAUUUCCACCGGAAACUGGUCUCUGAAGAGAUUUAAAAUGGACCGUCAGGGGGUCACUCAAGUGCUGUCUCGCUUGUCAUAUAUAUCCGCCUUGGGCAUGAUGACCAGAAUCUCUUCCCAGUUUGAGAAAACAAGGAAAGUGAGUGGCCCCCGGUCCCUGCAGCCGUCGCAGUGGGGGAUGCUCUGCCCCUCUGACACCCCUGAGGGAGAGGCAUGUGGUCUGGUGAAGAACUUGGCCCUGAUGACACACAUCACGACCGACAUGGAAGACGGACCCAUUGUGAAGUUAGCCAGCAACCUGGGAGUAGAGGACGUGAACUUGCUCUGUGGCGAGGAGCUCUCCUACCCGAAUGUCUUCCUGGUUUUCCUCAACGGUAACAUCCUGGGUGUCAUUCGGGACCAUAAGAAACUCGUGAAUACGUUUCGGCUGAUGCGUCGAGCGGGCUAUAUCAAUGAGUUUGUUUCCAUCUCCACAAAUCUUACAGACCGAUGUGUCUAUAUCUCCUCUGACGGAGGAAGGUUGUGCAGGCCCUACAUAAUUGUCAAGAAACAGAAGCCUGCAGUCACAAAUAAGCACAUGGAGGAGCUGGCUCAAGGCUACAGGAAUUUUGAAGAUUUCUUACAUGAGAGUCUGGUUGAAUAUUUAGAUGUCAAUGAAGAAAAUGAUUGUAAUAUUGCACUCUAUGAACACACAAUUAACAAAGAUACCACCCACCUGGAGAUUGAACCCUUCACUCUUCUUGGUGUCUGUGCUGGCCUCAUCCCAUACCCUCAUCAUAACCAGUCCCCGAGAAACACCUAUCAGUGUGCCAUGGGGAAGCAAGCCAUGGGUACCAUUGGAUACAACCAGCGGAACAGAAUUGAUACGCUCAUGUAUUUACUUGCAUAUCCACAAAAACCCAUGGUUAAGACAAAGACCAUUGAGUUGAUAGAAUUCGAGAAAUUACCAGCUGGACAGAAUGCCACCGUUGCCGUGAUGAGUUACAGUGGCUAUGAUAUUGAAGAUGCUCUUGUCUUAAACAAGGCUUCUCUGGACAGAGGCUUUGGGCGCUGCCUGGUAUAUAAAAAUGCUAAAUGCACAUUGAAGAGAUACACCAAUCAGACUUUUGAUAAAGUGAUGGGGCCGAUACUGGAUGCUGCAACGAGGAAACCCAUCUGGCGACACGAAAUUUUAGAUGCAGAUGGCAUUUGUUCUCCAGGUGAGAAGGUGGAAAAUAAGCAAGUGCUCGUCAAUAAGUCCAUGCCCACGGUCACUCAGAUUCCUCUGGAAGGAAGCAGCGCACCUCAGCAGCCGCAGUACAAAGACGUGCCGAUCACCUACAAGGGGGCAACAGAUUCAUAUAUUGAGAAAGUGAUGAUAUCUUCGAAUGCCGAGGAUGCUUUUCUGAUCAAAAUGCUGUUGAGACAGACAAGACGCCCGGAGAUUGGGGACAAAUUCAGCAGUCGCCAUGGGCAGAAAGGUGUUUGUGGCCUGAUUGUCCCGCAGGAGGACAUGCCGUUCUGUGACUCUGGCAUCUGUCCGGACAUCAUCAUGAACCCGCACGGCUUCCCCUCUCGGAUGACGGUGGGCAAGUUAAUCGAGCUGUUGGCUGGCAAGGCCGGGGUUCUGGACGGCAGAUUUCACUACGGUACAGCGUUUGGAGGCAGCAAAGUGAAGGACGUGUGUGAAGACCUCGUUCGCCAUGGUUAUAACUACCUGGGGAAGGACUAUGUUACAUCUGGCAUCACAGGUGAGCCGCUGGAAGCCUACAUCUACUUUGGCCCCGUGUACUAUCAGAAGCUGAAGCACAUGGUGCUGGACAAGAUGCACGCCCGGGCACGGGGCCCUCGAGCCGUCCUCACCAGGCAGCCCACUGAAGGCCGGUCUCGCGAUGGUGGUUUGCGUCUCGGAGAGAUGGAACGUGACUGUCUAAUCGGCUACGGAGCCAGUAUGCUUUUACUGGAGAGACUAAUGAUUUCAAGUGAUGCCUUUGAGGUGGAUGUCUGUGGGCAGUGUGGACUUCUGGGAUAUUCCGGCUGGUGCCACUUCUGCAAAUCGUCCUGCCACGUGUCUUCGCUGCGCAUUCCGUACGCCUGCAAGCUGCUCUUCCAGGAGCUGCAGUCUAUGAACAUCAUCCCCAGGUUGAAACUGUCCAAAUACAAUGAGUGAAGAUGGGAAGGAGCGUUCCUCUCGAGAGGCACCGCUGGGGCCAGCGCGGUGGGCGGGGGCCGCCCAGCCCUUCCCCUGCUCCUGUGAAGAGUUCCCGCAAGAGUUCUUAUACAAAGCGGGGAGGGAGCACCUUAUUUUGAUGGUGCAGGGUUUUUUAGUGUGACUGGAAGACUUACUGAACCAGCAGUAAGUCCCGGGAGAGGCACGAGCAGUGCAGCCUCUCACGUGUCCACUAAAUUUGAUUCCCACACGGACAUAGUCUAAAAGGGAAACUUCUCUUUGGGCUCCAGAUCUUGGAACUUACUCCCUAAGAAGGUUCGGGACGCCAUUGCACCCGACGUCAUCUGGCUUUUGUAACUCAAAGUUUUGUGGACAGCGCGGAGGAUGCGGAGAAGCCGUUGGGGCCGCCCGAUCUGAGGGGAGCACGGGCAGCAGGACGCAGCGCACGGGACACGUGCCUUUCUGCUCCGGGACACACGGGGCAGCGCACGGGACAUGUGGCUUUCUGCUCCAGGACACAUGGGACAGCGCACGGGACACGUGCCUUUCUGCUGCGGGACACACGGGUUGCGGCAUCCUAGCAGCUGAGUCUGCCUUUGUCCACCAGAGUUCCCCAUUUUAAUCUUGGUGAAAGACAAUAAAUCGGUUCCUUCCCUUCUAAA